Messenger RNA from Trichoderma harzianum CBS 226.95, 1282 nucleotides. RefSeq lists its product as hypothetical. Lineage: Eukaryota; Fungi; Ascomycota; Sordariomycetes; Hypocreales; Hypocreaceae. The transcript has 4 exons. Bases 285 to 1157 code for a protein of 290 amino acids. The record is from RefSeq and is a predicted model, not a curated record.
UAUGGCGUGAAGGGCAAAAGGGUAUUUAAACCACUUAUAGCCUCGAUUUCGGGAGCUUGCCCUCUUGUCUCUUUUCGUCUUGUGCAGCUCAUAAUUUCCACUGUCUGGGACGAUUGGUUUCUUUAAGAGCAUUAAUCGGCCUUUCUCAUUCUCCAUACCAUUGGCGUGGUUGGCAUUUGUACAGCAUCUCGUCUUUGAUUCCUUCGUACUCGAGGUACGGUACCCUGACCGCGUCGUCAUACGAAUUCGCAGCAUCGCCGAAUUGACACAAUAAGGCAGACAUCAUGGCUGGGUGGCAGUCUUGGAACCCCUUCAGUAAGAGGGAGACGCACAGCAAUGGCUCCAUCGUCGCAUACAAGAUUUUGACCUUGCUCUCGUGGCUUUUGUCCGUCGUCGUCACCGUCUACUAUGCCGUUGACGAGCCUCACGAUGGCUUCCACAUCCGCCGGCGCAUAUGGGACCAGAACUACCUGUAUCCCAGCGCCUUUACCAUGAACCACAUCCUUGCUGAUAUUUACUGGGUUGUUCUCUUCAUCCUCCAGUUUGGAUACGUCACAUCGCUCUUCUCCAGCAGUGCCGACGUCGUUGCCGCAGCUGCUGGUGUCGGCAGCCACUUCAUCCUCAACAACUUGCUUCACUUUGCAUUCGUAAUGCUCUUUGUGAACUCGCACUUCUACAUCGCCGAGGUCAUACUGAUUCUCAACUUCUUCAACCUCAGCUCGCUGUAUUUCCGACACAACACAGUCCCGCGCUUCAUUCACGUUCCUGUUGCUACAGGCCCGUUGGCAUGGACGUUUGUGGCCAUUUACUGGAACGGCGCCAUCAUGGUGCCGCACCCGCACAGCCUGGUGGCCAGAAUCUUUGGCAAUGUCUUCAUCUGGUCCAUUUUGGCAUACGGAUUCUUCUUCAUCAUUGCCUUCAAUGACUACACCAUGGGCUUUGCUCUCAGCGUCCUCUCGGCGGCAAUUGGUGUCGCCCAGUUCAAGCGCCAGGUCGUUGCCUUCCAGUGGAUCUUUGCGUUCAUCAUCAUGGCUAUCCUCUUCAUCUCGACGGUCACCGUUGCUGUUCCAGCCAUGUCGGGCAGAGACGUCAGAUGGAGGCGAACCACGGGCAGAGACGAGGAACGCGCGCCGCUGCUCAACGAGUCGGCCGCCUAAAGGCGAAAACAGGCACAUCAAUUCCUCACCAAUUCCGUGAACCCAGAAGCGGUGAGAAGAUGCUUGUUUCACAGCAGACAGAAUCACCCGAAAAGCCUGUUUGCUGAAUCACAAAAGAUUCUCAA